Molecule: messenger RNA, 1190 nt
Organism: Alligator sinensis (Chinese alligator)
Lineage: Eukaryota; Metazoa; Chordata; Crocodylia; Alligatoridae
Gene: ADCK5
Product: aarF domain containing kinase 5
Exons: 9
Source: RefSeq, a predicted model, not a curated record
CAGGUGCAGUACAUCGACCUGCAGGAUCGGUUCGACAGCGACAUCCAGACGCUGGAGCUGCUCCAGAGCAUCGUGGAGUUCAUGCACCCCUCCUUCGGCUUCAGCUGGGUCCUCAAGGACCUGAAGGGGACGCUGGCGCAGGAGCUGGACUUCGAGAACGAGGGCCGCAACGCGGAGCGCUGUGCCCGGGACCUGCGGCGCUUCCCCUACAUCGUCGUGCCCAAGGUGCACUGGGACAGGUGCAGCAAGCGGGUGCUGACGGCCGAUUUCUGCGAGGGCUGCAAGAUCAACAGCGUGGAGGGCAUCCGGAGCCAGGGCCUGCAGCUCAAGGACGCUGCAGAGAAGCUAAUCCAGGUGUUCGCCGAGCAGAUCUUCUACACGGGCUUCAUCCACGCGGACCCACACCCGGGCAAUGUGUUGGUGCGAAAGGGCCCGGACGGGAAGGCGCAGCUGGUGCUGCUGGACCACGGCCUCUACGAGUUCCUCAGUGAGGGGGACCGAGCGGCGCUGUGCCAGCUGUGGCAAGCCAUCAUCCUGCGCAACGAUGCGGCCAUGAAGGUGCACUCGGCUGCGCUCGGCGUCAAGGAUUACUUCCUGUUCUGCGAGCUGCUGCUGCAGCGGCCCCUGCACCCGGGGCAGCUGGCGUUAUCGAACCUGCUGACGCGGGAGGAGACGGCCUACAUGCAGGCCAUGGCUCAGCACCACUUCGACCGCAUCAUGGGGGUGCUCAAGGCCCUGCCGCGGCCCAUGCUGCUCGUCUUCCGCAACAUCAACACCGUGCGCAGCAUCAACGUGGCCCUGGGUGCCCCCGCCGACCGCUACUUCCUCAUGGCCAAGAGUGCCGUACGCAGCUGGAGCAGGCUGGUGGGGCAGAAGUCCUCGGGCAUCCGGGGCAGCACCCUCUUCCGCUGGCUGCGGGUGACUUGGGAGAGCCUCAAGUUUGAGGUGGCCCUCAGGGUGGAGACGCUGUCCAUGAAGCUGACAGCCUCGUUCCUGCGCCUCCUCGCCUCCCUGGGCUUCUUCCCCGAGAACGAGCAGAUCUACCAGUACCUGCAAGCCUAGCCAGGCCUCUGCUGUGGACUGACAGCUGGGGCAGGACCCUGGGGGACAGGGCAGCUGCUGGGAGCUUUGCCCCCCUCACUUUGGAUACCAAUAAAACUCCCUGGUGCCUAUGCAAGAGCCAGCACUUC